AUGGUCAUCUCCACUCCGAGUCGGACAUCACAUGUUACAUGCACACCGGCUCCUCAGGCGUACCGAGCAAUUGCUGAAGUUUAUAAUACUAACCGCCUGGGUAUCUCACCGCCCAAGAUGUCGGAAGGAAAGCAAUGUCGCAUAUGCUUCGAUGGAGAAGAUCCACAGCUAGGAAGGCUCAUCAAACCAUGCCUGUGCAAGGGUACGAUCAGCCAUGUACAUGUGAAGUGUCUCCAGAAGUGGCGCAAUACUUCGCAUAAUCCUGGGGCUUUUUACUCGUGCCCUCAGUGUGGUUACAAAUACCACUUCGCACGCACGCGAGUAGUAGGCAUCGCAACUAACCCAGUUGUUGUAGCUGCCGUCUCGUCGAUUCUAUUCACUGUCCUCGUCCUCUGUAGCUCUUUCGUUACUACCUCUCUCUUGUCAGACGAGGAGGACCCUCUAGGCUCUACCUAUAGCUUGUACUAUCCGUUCGAGAUGUUCCAGAAUCUCGUACGGGCUACCAUCCGCAUACUCAUCGACGACGGGCUACUUGACGAGUCCGUGGUUCAGCAACUCAUGAAUGGUACAUCCACCGGUGCCUCACAUGGUUCGCCUAGUCUCCUGAGACGUCUUCUGCGACGCUUCUUGCUGGGCCUGCCGGUCGUAGGAGCAGGCUCCGUUGCCCAUAUGCUCCUCUCAGUACCGUUGCCGUUCCACUGGCUCAGGAUCAGAUCCCGCGUUGUGCGCGACUCCAGGGAUCUCGUCGCUCUAGCUAUAGUCGCUGUCGUGCUAAUGGGUGCUGCCAGAGCGCUUUAUAAGGUGUAUAAAAUCACCGAGAGGCUCACGCAGUAUCUCCUGUUGCGUGCUGAGGACGCAAUAUUGGAAGUUGCUUGA
This is a messenger RNA of Sparassis crispa, 876 nucleotides long. Its product is annotated as zf-C3HC4-domain-containing protein. Gene Ontology annotation, molecular function: zinc ion binding. Bases 1 to 876 code for a protein of 291 amino acids. The record is from RefSeq and is a predicted model, not a curated record. Lineage: Eukaryota; Fungi; Basidiomycota; Agaricomycetes; Polyporales; Sparassidaceae. The transcript has 4 exons.